Ipomoea nil (Japanese morning glory) is the source of this 2346-nucleotide messenger RNA. Its product is annotated as UDP-glycosyltransferase 88B1. Gene Ontology annotation, molecular function: UDP-glycosyltransferase activity. NCBI's taxonomy places the organism in Eukaryota, Viridiplantae, Streptophyta, Magnoliopsida, Solanales, Convolvulaceae. The record is from RefSeq and is a predicted model, not a curated record. The transcript has 2 exons. The coding region runs from base 867 to 2279 and encodes 470 amino acids.
CAUUGAUAUGUUGAAUCACUAGCUGAAGAAGAUCCCAAAGAAACAAACAAACAUGGGCAAACCCAGCCGACUUGGUCGGAUAGUUAGCUUGGUAACCACAAGGUUCCAAGUUCGACUUCCCAUGAGAGUUGCCUAUUGUUCUUUUUGUUCUGAGCCAGUUAGCUAUAGGCAACUUAGGCUGGUUUAUCUCUUUGUGGUCCAUUGCACCUUCGGAUAGCAGUAGCAGGUGCGGGCUUUCCAGUAACAAACAAAACAAAGCCCCAGCCGGCCCCUAAACAGGAUACUAGUAAAGGUUCUGUUGUUUAUGAUUACCUUGUGCAUCAUGUUUUUCUUUUAAACAAUUGCUUAGCAAUGAGACUUCCUUUUAUACACCACACAAAAUUCAGUGCAUAUGUUUCACAUGGUAUGCUUAAUAAUGCAUCUAAAAGUCUACUCUGUCGUCUCUCUCCCUCACAUGCACUCUCUGUCUCUAUAGAGUGCUUGGCCACUCUGAAUACUCUCAUAAGAACUUAGUUUAUUUUAGUUGCACCUUAGAUAAAUAGGGCUUAUUAACUCCUGCACACCGAGCUUGGGAGAGUGCAUGUAACCUCUUAGCAAUGAAAUGUUACAUCGGUCUAUCUGUAUAAUCUUUAAAGAUGAUUCGGUUGGUAGUUUGAUAGUAAAGUACACUCCUGUUAACUUAUAUACCGUAAGAUGUAUCUCAAAAAAGAAAAAAAAAAAAAAAAAAGGGAGAGAGGGACAGUACAGUAGCAGUAUCUGGGAAGAAUCUGAAACUGGCAACCACUACAUAUAGAAUUUGUGGAGGCUCUCUGCUAUAAUUAUCGUCAUAUAACCAUAAUUGGUUCAAAGCUGAGAUUGUUUGUAGCAUGGAGGAAGCAAUUGUGUUGUAUCCUUCUCCACAAAUAGGCCAUUUGGUCUCCAUGGUUGAGCUUGGGAGGUUAAUCCUUAAGCAUCAACCUUCCUGUUCAGUCAUAAUCUUCAUCGCCAAUGUCCCAUUCAGUACUGGCUCCACAGCGGCUUAUCUCAGCCAUGUCUCCACCACGACCUCUUCAAUCGUCUUCCACCACCUUCCUGACGUGCCUUUCUCUCCAAACUGCUCUUCUGCUUCCCUGGAAGAGCUUGCCUUUGAGAUCCCCCGCCUGCACAAUGCUAAUGUCCUCCAGGCUCUUAAGAACAUCGGUUUGAAGUCGAGAAUCAAAGCCGUGGUUCUUGAUUUCUUCUGUAAUGCUGCGUUUGAAGUCUCGAGUUCAGACCUUGGGCUUCCCACGUACUUCUUCUUCACGUUGGGAGUGUCUGAUCUUGCGUUGCCUCUCCAUUUCCCGACUCUUGACAAAAUGCUGCCUGAUAACCUGAAAGAUCACAAGGCUGCGCUUGAAAUCCCUGGCAUUCCUCCCAUUUACACUUCAGACUUGCCGGAAACCACCCGCCACCGGACUGACAAAGUGUACAGAGCCACCAUGGAGUUGGCAGUACAGAUGACAGAGGCUUCUGGGAUCAUAGUGAACACAUUUGAGGCGCUCGAGCCGAGAGCCAUGAAAGCUAUAACUGAUGGUCUGUGCACCCCAAAUGCUCCAACCCCGACUCUUUACUGUGUCGGCCCAUUGGUUGCCAAUUCUAAUAUUCAUGGCUACAAUGGCAGUGUGUGUUAUGACGAGUUGUGUUUGACGUGGCUGGACUUGCAGCCCAGUGGAAGCGUUGUGUUUCUGUGCUUUGGAAGCCAGGGGAGCUUCAAGGACGAGCAGCUAAAAGAAAUGGCGGUGGCGCUAGAAAACAGCGGCCAUAGGUUCUUAUGGGUGGUGCGGAAUAGGGCGAGCGAGGGAGAAAUGGAGUUGAACGCAAUACUCCCGGAAGGUUUCUUGGAGAGAACGGCAGAGAGGGGACUGGUGGUGAAGUCGUGGGCCCCACAAGGGGCCAUACUGAACCACGACUCCGUGGGGGGAUUCGUGACUCAUUGCGGAUGGAACUCGUUGCUGGAGGCCUUGCUGGCAGGGGUGCCAAUGGUGGCAUGGCCUCUGUACGCCGAGCAGCGGCUGAACAAGGCGUUCAUGGUGGAGGAAAUGCGGGUGGCGUUGCCACUCGCGGAGACGGAAGAAGAUCGAUUUGUGUAUGCAGCGGAGCUGGAGAAGCGGGUGAGGGAGUUGAUGGAGUCGGAGUCGAAGGGCGGGGGAAUGGUGAUCAGAGAACGCGUUAUGGCAUUCAGGGAUGCUGCUAAGGCAGCAGUGAAGGAGAAUGGGAGUUCUCAUAUUGCUUUGGCAAAGCUUCUUCAGUCCUGGAAUUAAUUACUUUGGAUCUUAUUAUUAAUCAUUCAAAGUUGAAUGAUAUAUGUGAUGAUCAAACUUUCAUAUC